AUGAUUCUCGUACCCAGGAAAUAUGUCAGGGAAAUUUGUUACAAUUUAAACUUUAAAUACAAGUAUACAAGACUUGCUUCCAGCAGUAUUCUUUUGCUUCACUUCAAUCACAUGAAUCAUGCAAUUUUUAAGAUAAACGUUCACAUCCAUAAAUUUUCAAAAAUUUAUCAGCCCAUUCUGGACUCAAGUUUUGUAUGGAAAAUAUUUUCCAGUGAUUAUACUCUCAAAUCAUGGAUAAUCUCUUUGAUAUUAUCUUUGUCCACGUUGCUAAGCCCGGUCACGCCUCGAAUAAGCAACGAAGUCGAUGAAAAUUUCAAUUCAGAUGACGUUUUUCAAAGGAACAAAAAAUUGAUAGCCGAUCUUUUGGCCAGCACCGAACCAACUGCUUUCACAGCUGACGAGGCAGCUUCUCUGGCGAGUACCGUUCCUGGAAAGUGCAAAAAGUUCAUGACUUUCCUCGAGAAUAUUUUAAAGUCUAGAGACGACCUGGGGGACCGUUUAAAGACGACCUCGAGCAACCAUUUGGACGAAGUGGACUUUGUCGUAGUUGGAUCAGGGAGCGGGGGCAGCGUCGUUGCAGCACGUCUCAGCGAAAUCCCAAAUUGGAAGGUCCUGCUCCUGGAGGCCGGAGGUCCGGCGCCAACUGCCACUGCCGUUCCAGGGAUGUACUUCAACUAUCAAAACUCCUCCAUUGACUGGAGUUUCCGUUUGGAACCACAAAGUAACGCCUUCCUCGGACAACCGGACGGAAGCGCUCAAUGGCCCAGAGGAAAAGUUUUGGGCGGUUCAAGCGUCCUGCAUGGAAUGAUGUACAUGCGAGGCUGUGCCAAGGACUACGAUGGGUGGCGUCUGCCUGGCUGGUCCUGGAAGGAAGUGCAGGAAUUUUUCCAUCGUAGUGAGGAUAAUAAGGAGGUUGAUUGCUGCACUGUAAAGUCGGGGCAUCACGCAACCGGAGGACCACUUCCGGUCUCAAGGUUUCCACACCAGCCUAAGCUCCUUUGGGAUAUUCUUGCGGCUGCUCGCAGCCUGGGAUUCUCAAUUUGCGAAGAUCUGGGGGCAGAGGUCAAGCCUGGUUUCACCGUGGUGCAGACGAUGCAGAGCAACGGAGUCAGGAAAAACGCCGCCAGAGCGUUUCUGGAGCCGGCGAUGAAGAGAAAAAAUCUUCACAUCAUUUCCGACGCAAUGGUACUCAAAGUGAUUGUUGACCCGAAAUUAAAGAAAGCCAUUGGCGUCGUUUACGAACGGCACGGAGUCACGCGAGUGACCAAAGUCAAGAAGGAAGUGAUCCUGUGCGCCGAUAGUGUGCAGUCACCGCAACUGCUAAUGCUUUCUGGCAUCGGACCUAAAAACCAUCUCAAGGAUCUAGGUAUUCCAGUGAUCCAGGAUAUUCCAGACGUCGGUACCAAUCUCCAAAAUCACGUCUCUGUCUCUGUGAACUUCAAAGUGGCUGACGAGCGGGCGAAGUAUUUACUGGAUGUUGAUGCCGUGAAGGAAUACAUCCUCGGUAGACGCGGACCGAUGUCCUCGACAGGAUUAUCCCAACUCACGGGAUUUGCCUACUCAACUACGGGAGAUCAGGACGGGAGACCACACAUACAGUUCUUCUUCGAAGGUUACAACGCGAACUGCUCACGGAACGGUGAUCCGAACGACAUAGAAUAUCCGGGCGGACGACGAUUCAAAAUAGUCCCGACUCUACUCAGAACUCGAUCCAGAGGCGUUCUGAGGCUGCGAAGUAAGAAUGCUCACCAGGCGCCAAUCAUCCUUGGAAAUUACCUGCAGGAUGCCAAUGACAUACCUCAACUGCGAGAGGGUAUUCGCAUGGCGAUUUCCCUCGCUGAAACUGAGUCCCUGAAAAGGGCUGGAGUCGAGCUGAACAAAAUUCCAGAUGAGAGCUGUCUUCAAUAUCAAUUCGACAGUGACGAUUAUUGGGAAUGUGUAAUCCGUUACCGAACAAAUCCGGAGAAUCACCAAUGUGGCACUUGCGCCAUGGGGACAUCAGCAAAUCCAAUGGCAGUUCUCGACCAUAAAUUACGCGUUCGUGGAAUACGCCGACUCCGAGUCAUUGACGCCUCGAGUUUUCCAGAAAUUGUGUCCUGCAAUAUAGCUGCACCUAUAAUGAUGGUUGCUGAAAAGGGUGCUCAACUAAUCAAGGAACUUUGGCAGCCUAAUAAAAAAAAAAGUGCUCCAAUUCAUAGAUCCACUCUUUACGUGAAACUUUUCCUGUGCCAAAGAAAAAUUAGAUCAGAAUAACUUUUCGUCCAGAAGCUCGCAGAUUUGACAGCGUGAGAUCUUAUAAUACGACCAAUAAUACUUGUACUUAUAUUGUAUAAAUACGAACGUCUCCAGAUACAGCGACUGCAAAGAUAUUCUUGCAUUUUAUGUUACUAUUUAAGAUAGCGAAAAGAAAUGAACGACUGUAAUAACCAUAUGCCUAUAAUAGUUAUCAUACCACAAUACCGUAUCAUACCUAAAUGAGGCUUAUGCAGAGAACUUACCAUGUGUAUUAAUAUGUGUAAUUUAUUCUGCACAAGAUCAUAUUCCCGUAAGGUCAUUGUAAACGAUCCUGAACCGUGUCACAAUGCUACUGGUUUUUUAUUUCUAGACUAUAAUAACCAAAAUUCAUUACGAAAAUCGAUCAUUGUAGCACACAAAAGAGACCGUGUGAAAAAAUUUCGAAUUGGGUGUAAGCUCCU
This is a messenger RNA of Diprion similis, 2696 nucleotides long. RefSeq names its product glucose dehydrogenase [FAD, quinone]-like. The record is from RefSeq and is a predicted model, not a curated record. The transcript is spliced from 13 exons. Lineage: Eukaryota; Metazoa; Arthropoda; Insecta; Hymenoptera; Diprionidae. Bases 1 to 2253 code for a protein of 750 amino acids. Gene Ontology annotation, molecular function: flavin adenine dinucleotide binding; oxidoreductase activity, acting on CH-OH group of donors.